CGCGUAGGGCGGCGCGGGAGGCGGCGGCGCCGCGGCCAUGGAGAGGGCGAGCCCGGCGGCGGGGAAGCUGAACGCCGGCGGCCGCGGGGCGGGCGAUGGGCACGGGCACGGCCCCGCGGGGGGCAGCCAGCAGCCGCGGGCGGCGGCGGCGGCGGGCGGCGCGGAGCCGGGCGAGCUGAUCGGGAGGGCGCUGGAUUUCAAGAGCGAAGGGGCGCAGUGCUACAAGGACAAGAAAUUCCGGGAGGCCAUCGGCAAGUACCACCGCGCCCUGCUGGAGCUCAAGGCGCUGCUGCUGAGCCGGGAGCCGGGCGGGCAGCGCCCUGCCAACGCCGCCGCGGGCGGGCUGAGCGAGGAGCAGCGGCAGGCGGUGGAGGCCAUCGAGGUCGACUGCUACAACAGCCUGGCAGUGGACACGAUACAGCCCAUGUACUUUUAUGAACAAUGGUUACACAGACCGCCAUGCACAAAGAUGGAUACAUCCAACAGUGCCUGCCUGCUCCAGGCCGAGCUGGUGAACUACGAGCGUGUCAAGGAGUACUGCCUGAAGGUGCUGCAGAAAGAAGGAGAGAACUUCAAGGCACUCUACCGGUCGGGAGUUGCAUUUUACCACCUGGGUGACUACAACAAGGCACUCUACUACUUGAAAGAGGCAAGAUCCCGCCAGCCAACAGAUACCAAUGUCAUACGAUAUAUUCAGCUGACAGAGAUGAAGCUCAGCAGAUGUUCCCAGAGAGAGAAAGAAGCCUUGUGAAGAAGGAGCCGCUUCAGCUGAAGUGCCCAAAGGGGAACAUUUCCUUCCCAGAAGCCCAUUUGGUGGAUUUUCUUGUUUGCUCUGCCUCAUCCCCAUCUCCUCAUCCACCCACUCUCCCUUGCUCUUCAUUGAAUCUUGGUUUUGAGAAAAGAGACUUAGACGCUGGGUAUGGCUGCAGCAAUUACCAUUGCCAACCACAGUAAUACCCCUUCCCCAUGGCAGGAGAGCACAAUGGCUACAGCCAGCCUUGUUCCAAGACAGUGUCACACACCUGGAGGAGACAAUGUGGGGGGACCUCUCUGGUCCCGAGCUGACUGCUACUACCUGUAGGGAAGCAAUCCCCAGACAACUCCUUUCUGACCAGACAAGCUGGAGACAAACAGUUUCUACUCUGAGUGAUCGAUGGAGCUUAGAAGAGCUAAGAAACCAAGAGACCGCUGGUGAUUUCACAGGGGACAGCAAAUGCCUUUUUACCAUCAGCUCCCCCUGCCUGCUUCUCCAGUGUGUGCUAUCAGUCUCCAUUGAGAGCUCACAUGCUCCCAGUACAAUUCCAGUGAAACUGUUUCUAAACAUCCUCUAAAUGAAAGCACAGAGCACCCUACAAUACCCCCAAAGCUGUCCCAGUGCCAGAGGAGAAGGUCGUGGGGUACCACAGAAGGCUGUAUAGACUGUAAGUGUGGUGUACAGUAUGAGGGAAAAACUGUGAAAUAAUUCAUUAAAGGCAAAUAAAAAUUAUUAAUAGGCAACAAGUCCAGGCAUUCCUUUUAGAAGGGACUUGUGGGUUUCCCGUAUCCAGACAGGCAACAUCAUCUGGUGGGGUUUGCUUGGGGUGGGGGACAGGGACGUCUCCAUUCAUGUACCAGCUCUGCCAAUGCCUUGCUGUGUGGUCUUAGGCAAGUCACUUAGCCUCUCUGUGCCUCAGUUUCCCCAUCUGUACACUGGGGAUAAUAAUACUUCCCUACCUCGCAGGGGUGUUGUGAGGAUUUACUAGUUCAUGUUUGUAAGUAUAGUGAUGUACAGUGCUAAGUAUUACUAGUACAUUGGAUUGAGGUCUUGAUUCUCCCA
Molecule: messenger RNA, 1816 nt
Organism: Coturnix japonica (Japanese quail)
Lineage: Eukaryota; Metazoa; Chordata; Aves; Galliformes; Phasianidae
Source: RefSeq, a predicted model, not a curated record